Molecule: messenger RNA, 744 nt
Organism: Vitis riparia (riverbank grape)
Lineage: Eukaryota; Viridiplantae; Streptophyta; Magnoliopsida; Vitales; Vitaceae
Product: ankyrin repeat-containing protein BDA1-like
Exons: 2
Coding region: 1-744 (247 amino acids)
Molecular function (GO): protein binding
Source: RefSeq, a predicted model, not a curated record
AUGCAAAGGAAAUAUGAGAAAAUAGCAACAGAGGAGAGCGUAGAGGGAAGAGAGAGAAGGCUGUAUGAAGCAUCCGUAACCGGAAGUGUGAAUUCCUUGAAGCGGUUGAUGGCAAAAGACCCACUCACUCUUGCUCGAGCUGCAGUCACAUGCUUUAAUGAGACUCCACUCCACGUAGCCGCCAUGCUCGGUUACCUCGACUUCGCAAGCUAUCUUCUUACUCACAAACCAGACAUGACCGUGGCGCUGGAUUUGCGGGGGCGUUCGCCUCUACACUUGGCUUCUGCCAAUGGCUGUGUUGAGAUGGUUAACAUACUGCUGUCCGCCAAUCCUGACGCUUGUCUCAUUCCUGAUGAGGAUGGAAGAACGCCCCUCCAUCUGGCAGUAAUGAAAGGCGAAGUUGAGGUCACAAGGAUGCUGGUUGGGGCCCGACCACAAGUGACUCGGUACCAAUUGGAUCAAGGCGAGACCAUUCUGCAUUCCGCUGUGAAACAAAACCGUUUAGGAGCGCUGAAGUUGUUAGUUGAAUUGGCAGGAGAGGUGGAGUUUGUGAAUUCCAAAGAUGAUUAUGGCAACACCGUUUUACAUACCGCCACAGCCUUGAAACAGUAUGAGAUAGCAAAAUAUCUGGUGGAGAGACCUGAAAUGGAAGUAAAUGCAUGGAAAUGGCUUCACAGCCUUAGAUAUCAUACAACAUAUGCCGAGAAACUUGAAAGGUAUGGAGAUCCGAGAAUCUCUAGCUAA